This is a messenger RNA of Nematostella vectensis (starlet sea anemone), 2919 nucleotides long. RefSeq names its product neuropeptide receptor 22. The coding region runs from base 1553 to 2545 and encodes 330 amino acids. Gene Ontology annotation, molecular function: peptide binding; G protein-coupled receptor activity. The record is from RefSeq and is a predicted model, not a curated record. Gene Ontology annotation, biological process: G protein-coupled receptor signaling pathway. Gene Ontology annotation, cellular component: membrane. The transcript is spliced from 2 exons. NCBI's taxonomy places the organism in Eukaryota, Metazoa, Cnidaria, Anthozoa, Actiniaria, Edwardsiidae.
AUUGAACUCGCAUUGUCCUUUUUGUCAUAUUUGAUUUCAAUAUUCCCUUCCUGUUUUUAUUUAACACUCGAUUUCUGCAUGAUACACAAAAAAACUUCACGUUGUCUGAUAUUAUCGUCACAAAAAAGUUACCCAGAUAACGGGUGCCGAGAGAGGUUCCCCUCGGAGAGCACUUACCAAUUUUGAGAAAAACAACGUACUUCAAUCUUCAAAACUCACUUUCUUUACAUUUUAUUAUUCUGUCCAAGCCAUUUUUUUAUGCAUAAAUUAGUCCCUGGGCCUGAUGAUAAUGAUAUUUGUUAUGGUACUAGCCUUUUGAAUUACAGGUAGUCAGGAGUCAGCCAUACAAUAUGCUUGACUGAUACAAAAUUUGAGUAAAAGCUAUGGGUAUUCCAUCGUUAAGGUCGAAGGAGUUGCAAGAUCUAAGGCCUUAUUUAUGAGAGACAGACAAUUUCCGACUUUGCCAGGCUGGUUUCUAAUGACGAUAUUUUUUUUACAGAAAGAUAGGUCGAAUAUAAAGUUUGAUAUUUUAAUUAAUGUUGGCACCGUAAAAGUUUUUACAUCAAAAUCCGCAUUAGACUUUAAAGUAAAAUACAAAUUCAAUGACUUUACAUGAAAAUAAAGCACAGAGAAAGUAAAGAUCCAUGGGAGGUUAUAUGAGGAAACUUUCAAUGUUCUAGAAAAUGGACAUUAUGACAUGCGCAUGCGCAAAGAAAUGCCCCUAGAGAGAAGAAAGAGCAUGAGCGGAAAACAGCAAGCCAAAAUGCAAAUUAUUUUUGGUGCCAUACGGCCCAUACAGUCGAGAUGGCAACAGCUCGUUUCGGUGUGUUUAAGGAUGAGAGUUCGUUGCUAUCUAAAACAGUACCAGGUCACGGUUUUUGAGGCAUGGCAAAGUAAAAGGAAAAACACGAAGUUGGAGUCUAGAAAUGGAAACAACGAGAAGGACUCAAAUAUCGAAGACCUGUGGUCCGUCCAACUCCACCACAUGUCCGCAAAGACGUUAAACUUCUGGUUUAGUAAAUUCUUUUGCGAAGUUAAGAAGCGAAGUGGUAACGCUGCGAGGAGUAAGGAAAUAAUAGAAUAUAGACGUUGGUAAACGCUGGAAGCGUUUCUGUUCGCGGGGUUAGCAAGGAAGUUCAAGUGGCCAAGACGAUUAGCUGAGUGGGAAGUUUUAGCGGGGAAUCCCUAAUCAAGGAAGUCAUAAGGAAACACCACAAUCUUGAGGGUGACCGUUUGACAAAAAUAUAAGUACAAAUAGAAGGCGUUUUUAAAAAGCACCACAAUUCAUGAAAACACAGCAAAGGCAAGGAGAGGGCACUACUCAAAGAGAUAAUAUCUUUAUUAAGCAAAGAACCGACCAAGAAUUUAGUCUACUGUGUGCCGCAGAAUCAGAAAAAGGUAUAUUUUCAGACAAAGACAAUCAGAAAAAGACUUCCGGUUCGGAAUCUAAGUCAAUAGAAAUUUAAUUAAAAAGGUAAUCUUUGAUUUUAAUAAUGCUUGGGCAUACACGAGUAAUUCAGUUAACUCUGGGAUAAUUUUGCUCGAAACCCUGAUGGCUUUAUCGGCGGAGGCGGAAACAGUUUUCAAGGUUACAUUUGCAGCCUUGAUUCUCUUAAAUGUGGGAGGCAAUUCACUUGUCUGUUUGGUAGUCAGACGAUUCCAGCGCAUGCGCACUCCCAUGAACUAUCUUCUGGUGAACCUCGCAAUAAGCGAUAUCGUCGUUGGAAUCUUUUUCUUACCUCGUCAUCUGCUACUUGGCGUUUUUACAUACCCGGAUGAUGGCCUCGCCGCUGAUUGGCUGUGCAAGCUUAUUACGUAUGCCAACCUAGCAUGGCUUGCAAGUUUUGCUAGUGUGUACACGCUGGUAAUCAUUGCGUGGGAGCGCUACAACGCUAUCAUGAAGCCUCUAUCAGUGUCAGCACGAUUUACAACCAAGAAAAUCAAAAUCUGCGUCGCAUUCACUUGGAUAAUUGCUUUUCUUGUAACUCUAGCUGAAGUCAUCGCCACAGAAUACAACAAAGAGACCGCAUUUUGUGAUUAUAACUGGAAGGAAGCUUGGAAUAAAGCGGACGCAGCGUUCUGGUUAUUUGGUGUUGGAGUUCUUCCUACGGUCAUCAUGUGUUCGCUUUACGGACGCGUCAUUAAGAGCUUAUGGUGCAGUAGACAAGCCGUGACCCCCCACGACGUCUCGUACCGAUCGCUUCUCAAGUCCAGGAAGCGAGUGACCAAAGCAGCCUUGACUGUCACUUCCAUACUAUUCGCCUGUUGGAUGCCCAAUCUUAUCUAUUAUUUCAUGACUACUUUUACUCCCAAGUCGAGUAGUACAGGGAGUGCGCUUACUAAUGUCUCACCAAUAUGGUACCGCCUGUCACAUGUGCUUAUCCUGUUGAAUUCGAGUGUGAAUCCGCUUGUUUAUGCAGUACAGGAUAGGAGAUUUAGGGCGGGUAUGAAAAGUUACCUUUGUCGGUGCAAGCGGCGUGCACAGGAGAAUUCCAUGCAACAGGAUGAUACGAUCUUCAGGCUGUCUGUAAUAAACGGCCGAUAAAACGCCUUCAAGCUUUUUACAGCUUGUCUGCUAACGGUCGAUAAAAGGCUUUCCAAACUAUUUACAGGUUGUCUGCUAACGGUCGAUAAAAGGCCUUUCAAACCAUCUACAGGUUGUGUGCUAACGGUCGAUAAAACGCCCCAAACGAUAUAGAGGAUCCUGUUAAGGUCGAUAAAACACCCUUUAAGCGAUUUCUGCUAACGGUCGCGAUAAACGACCUUUAAUGAUCUAAAGGAUGUAAAAUAACGAUAGAGAAAAAGCCCUUUAAACGAUCUAUAGGUUGUCUGUAAAGGGUCGAUAAAACACCCUUCAAACGAUCUACAGGUUUAUGUUAAGGUCGAGAAACGCAAUAAAGCAAGUAUCACACACAGCCA